AUUUUGAUUGCCACGUCCACUCUUGCUUGGGGUGUGAAUUUCCCAGCGCAUUUGGUUAUCGUCAAGGGAACGGAAUACUAUGACGGAGAAACGAAACGCUACGUGGACUAUCCCAUCACAGAUGUCUUGCAAAUGAUGGGUCGCGCCGGUCGACCACAAUUUGAUGAUCAGGGUAAAGCGGUCAUCAUGGUUCAGGAUACGAAAAAGACGUUCUACAAACGUUUCUUGUACGAACCAUUCCCGGUGGAGAGCUGUCUGUUGCAAGUGCUACCCGAUCAUUUGAACGCUGAGAUUGUCGCAGGCACCAUCAGCUCGAUGCAAGAAGCGUUGGACUAUCUGACAUGGACAUUUUUCUUCCGCCGUUUGAUGCUUAAUCCCAGCUAUUACGGAUUGGCUGACUGUAGCUCGUCCUCAGUCAGUGCCUAUCUCUCUCAAAUCGUCCUGAAUGCUUGCAAUCAGCUGGUCUCUUCACACUGUAUUCAGUUCGCCACAGAUCGACCAGAUGGUCUCAUUUACACCGAGAUGGGUCGUUUGGCCUCAUUCUACUAUCUGUCGCACAAAACAAUUCACUUGUUCGUUGAGAAACUUCGUGCGGACUGCACGACACACGAUCUACUGGCUAUCCUUGCGAGUGCGCACGAGUACGCCCUGUUGCCAGUUCGCCACAAUGAGGAUGAGAUGAACCAACAACUGUCCAAAUACGUCCCGCUCCCAGCCAUCGGUCCGAUGGAAUGCCCGCACACAAAGACUCAUUUAUUGCUUCAAGCUCAUUUCUCUCGGUUGGACGAGCUCCCGGUCGCAGACUAUGUGACGGAUACACGCUCUGUCUUGGAUCAGGCUACCCGAAUUUUACAGGCCAUGUUGGACACAUGCACUCAAUGCGGUUGGCUUACCAGUAGCAUCAGUUGUGUUCUCCUAAUGCAAAUGGUCGCCCAGGGCUUGUGGAUCGAGGAUGCUGGAAGCGGUCUUUUGCAACUUCCAGGCCUAUCCGCGAAUCAUUUGAUGUGCAUCUGUCGCGCGGACGGCUCUCUAAUAAACUCGUUGCCGGAGCUGUUGGAUUACGUGGCCUGUGAUCCUGAUCGGUUGAACCUCAUGCUCCAAUCGGAAUUGCGACCGCGCGUAUUCAGUAGGCUCAAAGAGGUGAUCAAACGAUUUCCCAUCGUGGAACUGUCUGCCACAUUGAUCGGACCAGAUCCUUCCCGGAAAACCAAAUUAGGACAAAACGACACACGAGCCAUUGAACUGGAUCGAAACGGGUGCUCGCGUGGUCCGAGUCUGUCCGUAUACGCGGACACGGAUUAUGUGUUGCGUGUUUAUGUGACUCGGGUGAAUCCGAAUAGGCGCGCAGCUGGUUGGGGCAGUCAGCUGGCAACCGUUUCCGACUUGGUCAAAGCCAAAUCACAAGACGGUUGGAUCCUCAUUCUGGGCACAAACGAGUCAUGCAAUGCCAGCGGUGAACUACUCGCACUGAAACGUGUCCCGCCACGUGCCGUGACAGUGGGAGGAAAGCGCAGUCAUGCAAUCUGUUUGGCUUUCCGCCUACAAAGCCGGGGCUCCCCGAGAACGCAACACAAUCUUACUCUGUACCUGUUCUCCGACUCAUAUGUGGGUUUGGAUCAGCAAAUUGAACUUCAGUUUGAGUCCAUACCUUGCGAGAAGGGAAACAAUGAUGAAAGUGGUGAAGCGGAGUCUUCCUGGUAA
Echinostoma caproni is the source of this 1701-nucleotide messenger RNA. NCBI's taxonomy places the organism in Eukaryota, Metazoa, Platyhelminthes, Trematoda, Plagiorchiida, Echinostomatidae. The record is from the annotation of a GenBank genome assembly.